GUUAGGUGUGCAAUGUAUGGCAGGUACAAUAAAAGAUUUUGUUUUGCGAGGUGUGCCUGGCCGUCUGUUAUCAGUAAUUAGUUUCCAUGAUGUUCGCUUUCACGUUUAUUGUAAUGACACAGUUGUCAGAUUUCAGAAUUCAAAUGUUCUGGUGUGGCUAGCGAUACAGUGAUGCUAGCUUGAGGCCCAUCCCUCAUAAACUCACAGAUAGCCAAAUAAUAUCUGUAUCUUUGGGUUAACCUAUUUAUUGUCCGUAAUGUAAGACACCUAGCUAGUUGCAUAGCAGAGCGACCUCGACAGUGAUAGCGCCAAUCACUUGAUGAUACCGAAAGGGUGGGUUGCAUGCUAGCUUGCUUUUGCACUGCUGCCUCAUCGUUGAGCCAUUAUUCUCGGCCAAAGCAAAUGCUCCAAAACGCCCGACAGUCUUCGGCUUGUUUGCUCCUAACGAGCUGUCAGAAGGAUUUUAAAUUUUCUUGGUGACAGGUGAGCUCAUGCAAGUAACGGCGUUUCCACAAAAUAUAAAGAGCAUUUCUCAGAGAUGGGGGACGAUCGACCUUUUGUAUGCACUGCCCCUGGAUGUGGGCAGAGAUUCACCAAUGAAGACCACCUGUCAGUCCACAAACACAAGCAUGAAAUGACUUUAAAAUUUGGUCCUACCAGAACAGACUCUGUCAUCAUUGCAGACCAGACACCUACACCAACACGUUUCUUGAAGAACUGUGAGGAGGUUGGGCUAUUCAAUGAGUUGGCCAGUUCCUUUGAGCAGGAGUUUUGCAAAGCACAUGAAGAUGAGCAGAGGACAAAACACCUGGCUGCACCAUUACAAACACCAUGUGAAGUUAAAGAUGAAGAUGAGGCUCCUUUACAGGUUGAUUCUUCCCCUCCCGAAAGUCCUGAUUCCUCCUCCAGCAUGUCAGACAACAGCAGAGACUCAAGGGAGAUUCUGACAAAGCCCAGCUCUGCUCCUACUCCAACCAUUGUGCGUCCAGGUUCUCUGCCGCUUCACCUGAGUAAUGACCCAUUACACCCAACUCUGCCAUCUCCAACAUCUGUCAUCACGCAAGCUCCACCCUCCAACAGACAGCUAGGUUCCCCAACAAGUUCUUAUCCACUGGUGAGGCACCUCCCUAAUGGACAGACUGUCCCUCUCCUGCCCAGUCCUGUGCAGAUGACCUCAGUUAUAUCUCUUGCGAGGCCAGUGAACACAGUGCCUAACAUCCCUGGGAUUCCAGGACCUCCAGUUGGGGGGGCAAGCAGCGGUUCGUCCUCCCCCUCUGCAUACAGUCUUCAUUCUGAGACCAAGAUGCGGCUGAAGGCAGCUCUAACUCAUCAGGGCUCAGGAGCACAAGAUGGGGCUGGUGGGGGGGCAGGAUCCAAUCCUGCUGUCCCACAGCGGCAGGAACAGAGCCAGCAGCCCACUCAGAACUCAGAUGCACCAUCACCUGCUCAACCACAGGUGUCCCCUGCCCAGCCAACAGGGGGCCGGCGGCGGCGAGCUUCAGAGAUGGAUCCUGAUGAGAGGAGGCAGCGUUUUCUGGAGAGAAACCGGGCGGCUGCCUCCCGCUGUAGGCAAAAACGAAAACUGUGGGUUAACUCUCUGGAGAAGAAGGCAGAGGACCUUGCCAACAUGAAUGUCUCUCUGACUAAUGAAGUGACCCUUCUAAGAAAUGAGGUGGCCCAGCUGAAGCAGCUCCUCCUGGCCCACAAAGACUGCCCUGUCACUGUUAUGCAGAAGAAGGCAGCUUUCUUAGCUGCAGGAGGAGAGGAAACCUCCAGGGAGGCUUCCACUGAACCCAUCAGCUCCCCGGCGGCAGUUAUACAACACGGGCCAUCACCGCCCACCUCGGUCGCCAGCCCAGGGGCCACCAUUAAUGGGCUGAGCGUCCGCGCUGCAGAGGCAGUGGCUAUGUCAGUCUUAGCUGGCAUGGGAUCGGGCCAGCCGGGAGGGGUCGUCAUGGCAACGCAGUCCCAGUCAGCCCUGAGAUGAUGUGCUGACGCUGGUAGCCAGUAUGAACUCAAGUGGCAUUUGGAGGCCGGACCAGUGCAAAGAGUUUGAAAACAGGGAUCUGCUCUCACCCCCCAGGCCCCAGACUAAGAUAAUCUCCUCCCCUCAGAGCCAAUGAUAAUCACACAAAAAGACGGCAAAGUGCCUCCGUCAGCCCUCCCCUCCCAGAAGGCUCCCUGUUCAGAGAAACUUCAUCUGUGUGUGUGUGUGUGUGUGUGUGUGUGUGUGUGUGUGUGUGUGUGUGUGUGUAAAUAUGAAUAACAUGUCGGACACUCACUCUGCAGGAUUUGGAGUAAUUUCAUGUACAGUUAUGGUUAGAAAAGGCUUUAGACUGGGAUGAAAAGUAAGAAUGAAACUUGUAUGUAAAAUAAUCAGUUUAUUGUCAUUUCAUUUAAUGCAGCUUCAGUCCACUGGCUGUGAUGACUUUGGUUGCUUUCUAGGCUGACAGUUUUACUGUAGGAUAUCUUGUAUUUUUUAUUUGUUUAAAAACAAAGGAUUUUUUUUAUUCCUGAUACUGGUUGUUAGUAACGUUUUACUGAUGCAGUGAGAGUAUGACUUGGUGGCUGAUUGCAGUAAAUGUCAGCCUGGAAAGUGACUGAUACUCUACUUUUUAAUCUUUUCAUUACUUUUCUGUCUGUUUUCCUUUUGAAUAAAUUCUCCUUGACUUCACAUGACAGUCAGCCAAGUGAAUAACUAGCCAGACUGUAGAUGUGUACACACCCCAAGUGUGUCUUUUUACCAUCAGUUUUAACCCAUUUUAAAUGGAGGUCAUUGCAUUCACUGUUUAUGUAUCAGACCCUACUGACUGCAUGGAUUAUUCAAGGCUGAGGAAUACCACUGUUUGUGCUUCAUCAUACGAUCACUGGCUAUUGAUCAGCAUGUCUUCUGUUUUGUUUUGUUUUUUAGAAUCAGAUUAUUGAUGCAAAAUUUGUCCUUGUUGUGUAGGGAUUCCAUCCUCAGUCCUAAAUUAAUUUAAAGGCAUUUAAAAGAUAAUCAGACCUAAUAGAUUUUAAAUCUUUUACCCAUGCAUUUCAGUUAAGAGUAGUGCAAUAUAUUUUUCUAUUGAGUAUCUGUUUUGUUUGCCUGUAGCUGAUGUGUGUUGCCCAGCUGCUGAGGGGGGUUUGGUCCAUUUCAUUUGAAAGUUAUGAGGUGACCAGAGAAAAUGUCAAGGUGAAUCUUCUUGAAUGAUUGAGUUUGGUGAGUAGUGCACAUCUGUAGAGAAGUACAGAUGUUCUAGACCCCAGGUCUAAUGUGAAAAACUGUCUUGUAUCAUGAAGUACACUUAAUACUUGUGCAAGGUUUUAAAGUGCAGAUUAUUUUAUACCACAUUGUACUUUCAAGACUCUCACGUUGGUUUCCUUUGUUUUGUUUUUUAUGUCAGUGUUUUAAGAGGUUUAUUUUUCUCAGUGGUAAUGUUAGGGCUCUUUCGUGAUGUUAUGUUUCCUUAUUUGGUUAAAGAGCAUAAAUAUCUUAUGUGUUUAACAGAGGUUGAACCACAUGGAAACCAGUGUCUUGAAGAUAUCUAUAUGGAGGGAGUUUGUCAAAUACUCAGGCC
Messenger RNA from Monopterus albus (swamp eel), 3560 nucleotides. RefSeq names its product activating transcription factor 7b (gene atf7b). The record is from RefSeq and is a predicted model, not a curated record. Gene Ontology annotation, molecular function: DNA-binding transcription factor activity. The coding region runs from base 539 to 1987 and encodes 482 amino acids. Gene Ontology annotation, biological process: regulation of DNA-templated transcription. Lineage: Eukaryota; Metazoa; Chordata; Actinopteri; Synbranchiformes; Synbranchidae. The transcript has 12 exons.